Bipolaris maydis ATCC 48331 is the source of this 2239-nucleotide messenger RNA. Lineage: Eukaryota; Fungi; Ascomycota; Dothideomycetes; Pleosporales; Pleosporaceae. The record is from RefSeq and is a predicted model, not a curated record.
AGGCACCGCACUCUGUGUUGACAUCCAGGAUGCAGUCCCAAACCCUUCUCGCAGUGCUUUCUGCAGCCAUUCUUUUCCAAUCUACUAAUGCUCUUAAUGCGUGCCCAGGCACCGACACAGUCUUUACCGGUACCCAGGGAAUUAGAUACCGAGUAUGUCCGGGAACCGACCUCACUGGUCCUACAGUCUCAGUUACACCCAAAGUCGCUUCUGUCACAGCAUGCGCAAAGCUCUGUGACAAGAGCAUGGACUGCUUCAAAGCUGUUUACGACACACAGACAAAGGACUGCCACUUCAAGGAAAUCGCAGGUUUGAACUGGGUUACCAACGAUCGAUAUCAAGUAGUUCAGGCUGAGCAAGUUAACAUUGCCCGCUGCCCUGCAGGAGAAUGGACGUACGGAAGAAACAAGAAACGAUACACCGUUUGCCCGGGCACUGAUAUCCGAGGACCAACCGAGAAGUUGUUUCGAGGUGUUGCAGACUUCGAGAAAUGUGCUUACCUCUGCGCAAACUGGGCAACGUGCAAGGCAGCAGUCUACGACAAAGCCGAGUCUGUUUGCCACAUCAAGGCUGAUGCGCGUUCCAACACAUUGAUCUGGUCCACAGACAAGCGUUUCGAUGUCAUGCGCCUGAUUGAACCAUCUGCCCCUGCACAGAACGGCGAGUGGUCUGAUCUUAUCCAUCUGCCAGUGAUUCCUGUUGCUGCAUAUGUUGUUCCAGAGUACCCAGUCUCGCAACGACUGCUUGUAUUCUCUAGUUGGGGUGUUGAUGCCUUUGGCGGCGCUGGUGGACGUACACAGUUUGCCGACUACAACUACCAAACGAAAAUGGCUCGUGGCUACCAAUCAUCCUGCACUACAUCUGACAACCGCAUCUUCACCAUCGGAGGCGCGUAUUCUGGCCCCCGCAUGGGCAAGGAUGGCGAAGUCUACGACCCUGUUACCAACACGUGGACUGCUCUUCCAAACUCGAAGAUUGCCCCAAUGCUUACCACGGACCAUGAAGGUAUUUGGCGCGAGGACAACCACGCAUGGCUCUUUGGCUGGAAGAACAAGUCCGUAUUCCAAGCCGGACCCAGCAAGGCCAUGAACUGGUACGGAACAACAGGCAAGGGUUCUCAGGUGGCUGCUGGUAUCAGAGAUCCUAUUGAUGAUGCCAUGUGCGGUAUCUUUGUCAUGUACGAUGCCACUGCUGGAAAAAUCUUCAGCGCCGGUGGUUCUUCCGACUACACUGACUCGGAUGCUAAUGCCCGUGCCCACAUCACGACCAUUGGUGAACCCAAUACUCCUGCCAAGGUCGAGCGUGUCGCCGAUAUGACCUAUCCUCGUGGUUUCUCUAACGCUGUUGUUCUGCCUGAUGGUUGCAUUCUUGUCACCGGUGGUCAACGCCGCUCCAAGGUAUUCACCGAUGAUGACGGUGCCCUGUACCCCGAGAUUUUCAACCCUGCGACCAAGACCUGGAGGGUCCUAGCACCAGAAGCCGUACCGCGCAACUACCACUCUGUCAGCAUCCUACUUGCUGACGGCCGUGUCUUUAGCGGCGGUGGUGGUCUCUGCUACGUUGCCCAGGGAGUCGGACGCAGCUCCGCCAACUGCAACAAGCUCGUCGAUCACGCUGACGGUCAAAUCUUCUCUCCACCCUACCUUUUCAACCAGGAUGGCUCCCCAGCCAAGCGUCCUACCAUCGCCUCUCUCAGCGCCCAGAGUGUCAAGGUCGGAGGCACGCUUACCGUGAAGGUUGAUGCAGGUACUACAAACGCAAGCCUUGUCCUCGUCCGCAUCGGUAGCGUCACUCACUCUGUCAACACUGACCAGCGUCGUGUCCCCCUGAACAACGUCCGCGCCAACGGCAACAGCUACACCGCCACCCUCCCCAAUGACAGCGGUAUCCUCAUUCCCGGUGCCUACUUUCUCUUCGUCAUCUCCGAGCAAGGCGUCCCCAGUAUCGCACAAACCGUGCAAAUCGUCUUGUAAGGAAAGAAUAUCGACUGCUUGAAGGAAAGCACUACGAACAUGUUUCGAUAAUGCUCAUGUGAAGAAAGGAAACGGGAGAAAAAACAAUGUUACAACAAAACAAGAACCUGGAUGUCAAACCUACGCUCUUUAUGGCCCGCCUUUCACUUUUUACCUCUCGAUCCUACGUACUACGCUCGCUCGCUUUUGUAUCUUACCUGCCAGUCCCUCAUUGUAAGCUCCGUAACGUUAGUAGAUAAUGUUAAUUUCCAAUCAACUCACCCAAU